Molecule: messenger RNA, 1518 nt
Organism: Trichoderma breve
Lineage: Eukaryota; Fungi; Ascomycota; Sordariomycetes; Hypocreales; Hypocreaceae
Exons: 1
Coding region: 1-1518 (505 amino acids)
Biological process (GO): folic acid catabolic process
Cellular component (GO): cytoplasm
Molecular function (GO): para-aminobenzoyl-glutamate hydrolase activity; dipeptidase activity
Source: RefSeq, a predicted model, not a curated record
AUGAAAAUUGCCCCCGUCUUGCUCUCAAGCUUGGCUUUGUCCCUCGCUGAUACUACAUCCAAUCUCCCAGGACUACUCCAAAACAUAUCCAGCACGGUGUUUUCUCAGCUGAGAGAUAUAUCCCGUGAUAUAUGGGAAAAUCCAGAGCUUGGCCUCCUUGAGUUUCAUGCCCACGAUGUCACAGUUGAAUAUUUUCAAGCACUCGAUGUGUGGGACGUGACACCUAAUGCUUUUGGUAUGGCCACUGCGGUUGCUGCAGAAUUUGAAAAUCGACCAGACGGUUUCAAUGGCGAUAUUCCUACCAUCGGCUUUAUUGGCGAAUUUGAUGCGCUUCCGGGAGUUGGUCACGCCUGCGGGCACAACCUACUAUGGUUGAAUGCUGUCCUAGCUUCUCGGCUUGCUGCUGAGGCCCUCGUGGAGUUAAAUAUCCCAGGCAAGAUUUUACUACGAAUAACACCAGACGAAGAGAAUGGUGCUGGUAAAAAUACUGUGGAACAGCAUGGGGGAUUCGAUGACGCCACUGUCUGGCUAAUGGCACAUCCCGCGCCGGCCAACGCCUUUGCACCUGGGAACGUGCGCCUCAACCUAUUUUCAAGCUUCAAGAGGGACACACAUUACGACGCUGUCAGGGCAACGUACCAGGGUAUGUUGUCAGUCCACGACUUGGCCGAUUUACCUGGCAUAGCUUCAUCUGUAGCUCUGAUAGAGGAAGUCAGCGAUUGGGCUGUUAAUGUUAUCCAGCAGCAGAUUAGUCUUGGGAUUUCAGGAACAACAAUCGGUACUGUUAACAAGACCAUUUCAUCAAUUCUGGACGCAACAUAUCCCAACGUGACGUACACGGUUGAGAAUGGCGUGGACGGGGUUGACCUCAUGCUUCAUGGGCCCGGGGGGCAUGCCUCGGCCAACUCCAAUGGACCUCUUGUACUCUCCAUUGAGGUGUUUCGAAGGUUGUCUGUUGACUCGUCUUUGUCUUUCUAUCUUCCUCAAAACACGACACAGAAAGAGCUAGGCUUUGUAAGCGACAUUCGGACACGCUACGAUAGGGACAUCAAUGCGAUCGCCAAAGUGGUCAGUGAUGCCAUUGACGGUGCAGACUCCAUCACAAGCGAUAUUAUCUACCCAGAAUUUGAGGUAGACCCUUAUCUAGCAAGCUUCAUGACCGAACUCCUUGCUACUGACGCAUAUGGCUCGUCUAAUUUUGUUACAACGGACAGUGCACUGGCAGCCACCGAUGCAUCGCUCGUUCAGCAGCCAGAAAUUGACCCAAAUACAAAAAAGCUUCUGAGUGUAGCUAAAGUGGUGCUGCAGCCAUUGUUCAACAUUUGUGAGAACCCCGCAACCUGUGGGACUAAUCAUGAACCCCUUUUUGCGCAGUUUACUGGAACAGACUUUGCCUUUAACAAGACAGAGAUCAUGGGAAGAGCCCAAGCACAUACCGCUGUAUUGUUGCUUACUGAUCCUGAGAUGAUGACAGCAGCGACAGCCCUUAUCCGUAACAAUGUCGCGAUUCCCAACUAA